UGUGUGUGAGAGAGAGAGAGAGAGAGAGAGAGAGAGCGCAACAAACUCAACAACUCUCGCAAAAGUGAAACUCGGACGCAGUGUGUCAGCUGCUUUCCAACACUCAGGAUCCGCGUUUGUACUGCGAGCGACCAGGACGCACUCGAGCUCAGUUUCCAAGCCUGGAAAUAAAGCUCUAAAACCCUACACGGCUUGUGUCAGCUGGCAUUGGCAUGAGCUAACCCGAUCAGACAUGGAAACCAAGCCAUUCUUAUCAUUGGGGUUCCUGAAACCCCAGUGCUCGCUGGCGCCGCCCCCUCAGAGAGGCCGUUCGGGGGAAUCCUGCUCCUGUUUCACCGGCAUGUGUCCUCUCCAUCAGCGCAGACUCUCCACAGAAUCGGGUCAGAUGAUCUCAUCUCCUCUGAGCUCUCCCACAUCCCACCGUCCCAUGCACCCUUCCCUUCUGAGCCCGACAUCCAUCGGAGCCUCGGGAUCCCUGCAUUCUCCCAUUAGCACACUCAGCUCGCCAAUGAACGGCCUCGGCUCUCCUUUCUCAGUCAUCAGCUCACCCAUGGGCCCGCACUCCAUGGCAUCUCCCGGCAUGGCCUAUGGCCCCAGUGUAAGCCCACAGUUCAUGCUAGACCCUACUUUUCAUGACGACGGACGGAUCCUGGACGCUGUACCACAAAGACUAUACAGACUUGGAGGUGGAUUGGCUAUGCAGGAGUCAGCACACUGUCAGCAUACAUACUGGUUGAACUCGCCGAUGAACUCCGUGAGCAGCUCCGAGGACAUCAAGCCUCCGGUGGGCAUUAACGGCAUGAUGAAGUUGCCAGCGCAGUCCUCGGGGAACCCUCUGUCUCUCACCAAACACAUCUGUGCCAUUUGCGGGGAUCGCUCCUCUGGUAAACACUACGGCGUCUACAGCUGUGAGGGCUGCAAGGGGUUCUUUAAGCGAACCGUACGGAAAGACCUGACCUACACCUGCAGAGACAACAAGGACUGCGUGAUCGACAAACGGCAGCGAAACCGCUGCCAAUACUGCCGCUAUCAGAAAUGCCUGGCUAUGGGCAUGAAGAGAGAAGUUUUUUUGCAUACAGCCGUUCAGGAGGAGCGACAGCGAGCCAAGGAUCGGAAUGAGAAUGAGGUGGAGUCGAGCAGCAGCGCCAAUGAGGACAUGCCUGUGGAGAAGAUCCUAGAGGCCGAACUGGCUGUUGAGCCCAAGACCGAGACAUACAUCGAGACCAACCUGGGCGUGCCGUCCAAUUCGCCCAAUGAUCCGGUCACUAAUAUUUGCCAAGCAGCAGACAAGCAGCUCUUCACCCUGGUGGAGUGGGCCAAGAGGAUCCCACACUUCUCAGAGCUGCCCCUGGACGAUCAGGUCAUCCUGCUACGAGCAGGCUGGAAUGAGCUGCUGAUUGCAUCGUUCUCGCAUCGCUCAAUAGCUGUAAAAGAUGGCAUUCUGCUGGCCACCGGGCUCCACGUGCACAGAAACAGCGCCCACAGUGCCGGAGUGGGAGCCAUAUUCGACAGAGUGCUCACAGAGUUGGUGUCAAAGAUGAGGGACAUGCAGAUGGAUAAAACAGAGCUGGGCUGCCUACGAGCCAUAGUGCUGUUUAAUCCAGACUCUAAAGGCCUGUCAAACCCCAGUGAAGUGGAGGCUCUGAGGGAGAAGGUUUAUGCCUCUCUGGAAGCGUACUGCAAGCAGAAGUACCCCGAUCAACCCGGGAGGUUUGCGAAGCUGUUACUGCGGCUUCCCGCACUGCGUUCCAUCGGCCUCAAGUGUCUAGAACACUUGUUCUUUUUUAAGCUCAUCGGGGACACACCCAUCGACACCUUCCUCAUGGAGAUGCUGGAGGCGCCCCAUCAAAUGACGUAAAGAUGCCACGCCCACUUUCUGGGAGACCGGGCGGGAGGGGGAGGGCUAGCCCCGCCUCCUCCUUAACAAGACUGAUCACAUGACGUUAUACACCGGAGAGGGGCUCAGCAAGCGUUCCCUCUUAUCCAGUGUCUCGCAAACGCGCCCGAUAGGGUCUCUUUUUAUACCUUGUACAAAGAUAUAAAUAAAAUACGAAUCAUUUGAGUGGGACUCAACACGAGGCAACAUGAUGACUGAACUAUAAAAAUCAUGUGGGGUUAAAUGUAAAAGAAAACACAACAUGAGACUCUUUGGAACAGAAUGAUUGCUGGAAAUGUCAGGGGACAGAGUAAAAACCUGGACUUAUUAUAGAACAACUGGAUUGGAGCCGUGGUUCUGACUCGAUCUGGCUCUUGAUUAAAGCAGAAAAAGCCUCAACAACAUCCGGCUCCAGACGUCUGGGGAUACGAGUACCGAGACGGACAGGACAUCAAGUUAAUCAUGAUGACGACGAGAACGAUGAGAACGUCAGAAAACCUCUUGGAUUGUUGGACUCUCGGAACGCUUCGGUUCUUCAGCAUGUUGGUAUGAGCGAAACCGUCCCACUGUAUCUUGUGAGGGAACAGGAAGUGAAAAAUUUUCGUUGUAUCGACUCCGCUCACAACUCUCGCUGACUUUUCACUGUGUCUUGGUUCCUCUCCCGGACGUACACGGAUCUUUUUGAACACUAAGUUUCUUCUCUCUGCGUUUUUGCCAUUCUGUUCAAACAAAAACUCCCAGUAAAGUCAAUCCGAAAUGGAAAAAGUCACAGUGUAAGCCUCUAUUACAGCAAAUCAUUCGCUUAAUACAUUAGUGACGUGUCGUUCAGGAACGAGUCGUUAAUAUCGAACGAAUCUUUAACAUGACUCAGAAGAACGAGUCGUCUCAAAGAGCGAGUCGUUCGUUUUCUACCGGACGUGCAUGAGCAAAGCAUCGUGAAAUCUACGUAGGUUAUGUACAGGAAACACAAUCGAGUAGUUCACCGCUCCACUCUUCCGGUCCUAACCGUUCGUCCUUUCGUAACGUGACUCCUGUUGACGUUACGAAGGUGAUUAAACGAACGAAAUGAACUAAAUGACUCGUCCAUUAUGAUGAACGAGAUUCAAGCAACCGAGUCACUGAAAUGAUAGACAUGCACCAAGUGUUAGUGUUAAGAAUUUUGACAUCGCAGUUUACGAGCGCCACCUGCUGGGCUUGUGUGGUCACGUGAGCACUUUCAAAAAAAUACAGUUAUAGACAGAUAUUUUCCAAAACAUUGUUAGUCUGAACAGAGGCUAUUUCGCAAACACUGUUCAUUUGGACAGACAUAUUUUCAACAAAAAAAAAAAUUAUAUUUAUUUUAAACCAGAAGGGUAAAAUCUACAUUUUCAAAAGCAUCCGUAUACGUGAGAACGGAGCCCCUCAAAGAAGCCCAGAUCCUUCACCUUCACUAAAGCCGGUUGUUCACGGUACACCACUUCACUUCCCUCACAGUAUAACCCAGGUAUGGGAUGAGGCAUCACUUGUAAACAAACGUUACUGCCGCACUCAGUAUUCAUUUCUGUUUCACAACGUGCAAUUACCUCUUCUACUCCUCAGCCGUCGGUCCCUGAAACCCUCUCUCUCUUUUGACGAAACUCCUCGAACUCUCUGUUCACCUUAUGAGGACCUUCUUCUUUGUUAGCACUUACCCUCGUAUUCUGAGCCUUAGCCGGUUAGUUGGCUCUUGAGAGGGGGACAGGGGGCCAAUGACCACCCACAGCCUGCACUUCUAUGGGCAAACCAAGUGUUGUUUAAGUUUUUUUUUUCUUGAGUGUGAAAUUUCCUGAUCUAUGUAAUGUUCCUAUAUUCUUCAUCUUUGUUUUUUGUUUGUUUUCUCCCAACGCUGCUGCUGCUGCUUAACUAUGCAUCUUAGCAUUCUUUCCAAAGACUGCCAAUGGUGAGGACGUUAUUAUUUUGUUUUUUAAGUAUAUACAACACACCAAACCGACCCUGAGCCUCGGUCUGAGUUUUAUUAGGACUAUAAUAGUAGCAGGACCAGGGAUUGGUUCGCAGGUGCUAAUAAUGUGUAUGCAUACAGAGUUCUGAAGCAGUUUAAUUGCAGUGAGGAAAUAAGAGAGCUGUUACCUCCCCCUAGUGGAUGAGAUGCAACCUUGCAGAAGUACAUGAAGGAUUUAUUUGGGGGCAAAAAUAAUGGCACUUUUUCAAUGUUUUAUAUCUUACCUUCAGCUGGACAUCGGAUUGGAGAUGGUCAGAACAUGAGUUCUUGAUCGGUUAAUAUAAUUAACUGAGAUUUGUAAUCGGAAAAAUGUCUUACAUAACAUCUGGAAACCGUUAUGUUUUAAUCGCAUGAUUCGAGUCUUGAAGACAUGAAACACGGAUUGGUGGAUUGGAUUUCUAAAAAAAAAAAAAAAUUGCAGGAAAAAGUCCACUGAAAACAAACAGAUGAUCAGGCAGGACUUUAUUAAUAUCCUAUACUUACUGUUAUAUAUAUAGUUUUUGCACUGGAGCUACAAUGCUGAAAUGGACCCAAGAUCUUUUUCUCCUUGAUUCGGAUAUUUUUACUGAUGAGGUUUAUCCAAGUGUGUUUGGAUUCUGAAUUCUUUUGAAUUCUGGUAUCUGACCUGUAUUGCUUUUGCCGUAGCUCAUUUUUCAGACUUCAGUUGUGGUCUGUUAAAAAAAAAAAGAAAAGAAAAUGACGGUGUGGCUAAUUAUUAAGUGGAAUUCACACAGAUAAUUUCUACAUUCUAGAAUUUAUUAAACAAAAAUAAAUUCUGCCUGAUAGCAAUAUUUCUUGCUAGCAAAGUUGACAGUGUUGGAUGAAUGGGAAUGUUGACUGCAUUCCAGGCUUCCUCACUUCUCCUACAUCAGUUCCUGACACUUUAAAAAAUCUAGUAGAACAUCUUAGAAAAGUGGAAGUGAAUAUAACAAUAAAUGUCCAAAGAAAUCUUACGUCCACAAAAUUUCGUUUAUGUAAUGUUCAUAUAAAAAUAUAGAAAGGAUUUUGGGAAGGACUUCCAUUACUUUUCGAGCAACAGUUGCUCCAGUGCAAAACUGAAGAAAACAAAGUAUCUGGGCCUAAUGUUUUCUCUUCAGAGGAUUCAACCGAAAUCCAUUACAAAUUUGUUCAGACAUAUGGAUUAAAACCGAGAUGCACCUUGGAUCUUACACCCACUAUCAGGUCUUACAUUAUGGAUUGAUCACCACAGGGAUCCUGAAGCCAUACACGGGUUUGUAAAAUCAGUACCAACACCAGACACGUUCUCCUGCAGCAAGCAUGACUCCGCUGAACUAAAAGAUCUUCAAUGCUUUCUACAAACCACAAAAGCUCUAUUUUUGUCUAUAUGUACAUGUGUAUAUAUUUAGAAAUAUAAAUAUAUAGAGAGAUAUAUAAAAAUGCUUAAAUGUUCCCAAUGUUUUAAUGUUAGCAAGAAAAGACACAGGAAAACGUGCUUCAGUAACAUCUAAAAAAAAUUGUACAAAUAAAUAAAAAAUAAUCAACAGGCCUAAUUGCACUGUGUACUAUUCGGAAAGGAUUUACGAGGGUUUUUAUAUUUAAAAAAAAGAAACAAAAAGGAAAAAAAAAAAGGAAUAGAAGAUCCGAGCGAACCCACGAUCACGCACCAGCUCCUUCACUGUUUUACAAUCGCAAUCAUCCUUACCAGACCUCGAGAACUGCGAAAGACAAGCCAAAAAAAAGAAGACGAAUCAAAUGCGAGGCAAAGAAGCCGUGGUUUAUUCCGUCAGCUCGGAAUUUCACGUGGAAAUCAUCCGAAACUUUUUUUUUCCAGGUGCGUUUUUAUAAAAACCUGGGUCUUUUAUUAUGAUUUUUUUUUUUUUUUUAAGCUAAUCAAUUAACGCGAAUCAGGAAAGUCUUAAUGAUAAUGAUUACGAUCCGAAUCGACUUCAUGAGUUCAGACUUACAGGGAAAUAAAGGAAUUAAAAGAUUACGUCAUCGCCUAAUGAGGACGAUCUUUGACCGUCACGCAAUCACUUGUUUAAUUGCUACACAGAGAGACGCCUAAAAUAAAAGACACAAAGAUCUAUUUUUGUACAAAUGUAAUUUUAUCUUCUUGCUCACAUCUUCAUACUUUCCUUCACACCUCCUGAUCAUGGGCUGUUGUAUACAUUUGUGUAAAUGUUGAUUUGAUAUGGGAACGAGUGGACAAACUCAGGCCUCUAUUAACAGCGGGGAAUAAAGAGGUCACCGGUGACACAGUUUUUGCAGCUUUCGCCUGUAUUUUACCUUUUUUUUGUUUGUUUUGUCGUCUGUUUUCUAAUUCAGGUGUCACUGAGUGACAGGAUCCUUUGGCUAUUUUUUUGUCUGUUUUAAAAGAUUGUUAUUUGUGCUUUGUUCGUUGUUGUUCUUUCAUGAGAAUAGGAAAAAAAAAUUAAAGAUUAAAACGUU
This is a messenger RNA of Silurus meridionalis, 6263 nucleotides long. It is a transcript of the gene rxraa, whose product is annotated as retinoid X receptor, alpha a. Gene Ontology annotation, biological process: response to retinoic acid; cell differentiation; positive regulation of transcription by RNA polymerase II. Gene Ontology annotation, molecular function: retinoic acid-responsive element binding; nuclear steroid receptor activity; zinc ion binding. The record is from RefSeq and is a predicted model, not a curated record. NCBI's taxonomy places the organism in Eukaryota, Metazoa, Chordata, Actinopteri, Siluriformes, Siluridae. The transcript is spliced from 12 exons. Bases 233 to 1858 code for a protein of 541 amino acids. Gene Ontology annotation, cellular component: RNA polymerase II transcription regulator complex; nucleus.